Ostrea edulis (European flat oyster) is the source of this 799-nucleotide messenger RNA. RefSeq lists its product as uncharacterized. The transcript has 3 exons. NCBI's taxonomy places the organism in Eukaryota, Metazoa, Mollusca, Bivalvia, Ostreida, Ostreidae. Bases 422 to 778 code for a protein of 118 amino acids. The record is from RefSeq and is a predicted model, not a curated record.
CAAGUUGAUGGUGCAGGGGUACCUACAGUCUCGUUUAAAAUCAUCAUUUCGCAAAUUCUAUGGUCGUUAUAACGAUCUAGUUUGCCAAUACAACCUAUCAUUGGGUCAAAUCAAAUUUUAUUUCGAGGUCACAGAGAUACAUUGAAUAGAUAUUGAUAUCAUUUAUACAGGAUGCCUUGUUUUCAUCAAGCAGAAUUGAAUUUAAAUCUGUUUUAGCUGGUAACAGUAAUUGAUCUUUGUACAUGUGUAUGAACAUUCUGCCACGUAGACCUUUUACAUGUUUUAGAUUUUCCAAGUAUAACUACUUCCUGUUUCAGAAUAGAACUAGUUGAUUAUCAGGAAAUUGAUAUAAAAUGGUUCUUGUUACAACUCUUAGCAAUGUGUCUUAACCUUUGAGGAGAAACAAAACUAAAGAAGAAACAUGUGUAUCAAAUAUCUCCUCCUUUUGUGGAUUUUGUGUGCAAUUUUAGAAAUUGGCAGCGCAAAACAAUUGCCACAAAGAAGAGGAAUGAACAAACACAUCCGGUACAAAAACUUCAACCGAGGUAAAGGCAACCGCGGCGACAGCAGUUACAACGGCGACAGCGACCAAUUUGACAACGACAACCACAGCGCCGACGACGAAAGAAGCGACGACAACGACAAAAAUGAUGGUGGUGACGGAGACGACAAAAGCAGUAUCGACAAGAAGAAAUUGAUAAUUAUUGCAGUGGUGGUGGGAGCUAUUGUAAUUAUCAUCGCGGUGGUUUGUUGUAUUUAUUGGGGAUGCUGCAGGUAACAUUAAAAACCUGUCAACAAU